AAGUGUAAAAACCUGUUCUGUCGCAUUUUACCCAAUGUCUCUGUUUGCCUGACUUCACCUCACCAGGAUCUACCAGCAUGUUCAGAAUUUUAAUGAAAAAACAUGUCAUUACAAGACUUUUCUUGUUGCUGCUGGGAAGUCUCAUGCUUGUUUACCUCCUUAAGAACACUGAAGUUGUGAGAAAAGAUGACAGUAAAAUUAGACAACCCACCAAAAACAACUCCUAUGUAUUCUCCUGGCUACGAUGUCAACAAAAUAUGUCUGCUGCCAAAAUGACAAACUUCAGCUCUUUUCCUGAUUUUAUGAAGAACUUUCUCUACUACCGACACUGUCGCCAUUUCCCCAUGUUACUGGACCUUCCUGAUAAAUGUGGAGGAGCUGAUAAAUCAGCAGAAGUCUUUCUUCUGCUGGUCAUUAAAAGCUCCCCUGUGAACUAUGACCGUCGAGCGAUACUACGCAAAACCUGGGCUGAAGAGAGGUUACACAAUGGUGUGUGGAUCCGCCGGGUCUUCCUCUCAGGAACAACAGAUUCUGGCUUUGAGAAAGACAGACUGAACAAACUGCUGGAGCUGGAGCAACGUGAGUACAGUGACAUCCUUCAGUGGGACUUUACUGACACGUUCCAAAACCUCACCUUGAAGCAAAUACUCUUCCUGGAAUGGAUGGAAAGAAACUGUCCAAACGUUCGCUUCCUGCUCAACGGUGAUGAUGACGUCUUUGCCAACACAGACCACAUGGUGGAGUACCUCCAAAGUCUCGAGGAUAAUGAUGGAAGCAAGCACCUCUUUACUGGCCACCUCAACAUAAAUAUGGGGCUCGUUAGAGAACCAAACAAGUAUUUUGUCCCAGUUCAGAUAUAUGAGUCAAACAUAUUUCCUCCCUACUGUAGUGGUGGGGGCUUCCUCUUGUCUGGUUAUACAGCUCUGGUCAUAUACAAUAUGUCCCAGUCCAUUGACCUUCUUCCCAUUGAUGAUGCUUACAUGGGAAUGUGUCUGGCCAAAGCAGGACUUGAUCCCACUUCCCAUAUUGCAGUGAAACCACUAGGAUUAAAGAUUCCCUCGAGCAGGCUAGAUGCAUAUGACCCUUGCUUUUAUAAAGAUGUUUUACUGGUACAUGGAUUCUUUUCAGCUCGUAUAUAUUUUAUGUGGCACAGAAUACAUGAUCCUAAUCUAAAAUGUGAGUUGAAGAAAAUGAUUUAGCAGCACUGUAAAAUAAAAUAGGUCCUAGUUUUAACUACCCGAGGCCAAAUAUGCACCAAGACCUUGUGUGCCAUUUUAACUUAAUGACUUAACUCCCAGUAGGACUUUAUACACCACAGCUCCAACAGAUUGUUCACCUGCAACAUUCAGACCGCAGUUAAAGUAAACUGCACAUUUUACUAUGUCUACUCAUGCUGAAAAAUGAAACAUCACUGGGGUAAUUAUUUUUUUGUUAUUGACCCUUAUAGUAGUUGGUUGUUUAUCAUGUGUUACAUGAUUAAUUCACAGACAUGUAGAUUUAAAUCAGUAGAAUAAUUAAAUGUAUAUAUAUAUAAAGUAUGAUGCAUGCCUGUAUGUCAUGAUUAGUUGUUUGCAAAUUUAAAUGAAAGUAGCUAUUCCACAUUAGACGUGUCAUUUUGAUUUGAUUAAAGUUUGACAGGUUAACACAUUUGUUUAAUAUUCUCUGGCUGUUAUGGUGAACUUAGCCUGCACUAUUAUCAGGAUUAAUGAUUAAUGAUGAUGAUUGAGCAAAAGCUGUCACUGCCUUUAUUGGGAAGGAUUGGUUAUAAAUACAUGACCUGACCAUGGCCUGUACACAGUAGCUUUACGCACGUUACACGCUGCACGUACCUCUGAGAGUGGUAAGGUUGCAGGCAUCAAAGUAAACACAAAAUAUGACUGUUUCAGAUUUAUGUUUGCCGCCUUCAAGUUAGGUUAUGACAGCUGUUUCAGCUUCUUAAAUACUUUAUAAUGACACUUUUAAAACAAAUGGCAAAGGUCAUGUGUGGAUAUAAGGUGGAAUAUUUAUUAAAGAGGCUCUGUCUUACAACCUGGCAAACAGGAUGUAAAUGAGCACUGCCCACACUGCUAGCCAUAUGCUGGUAAAAUAUAAAAGAAUAAUAAAUAUUUACAUAUCUAUUUAACUACUUGGAGGCACGCAAAGUUUUCUACUGUUAGUGUUGAAAAUGUAUCAUAGUUGAAAUUAAUUUUGAGGACAGUAAGAAACCUUGUGGUGAACUCUCCAGACAGAUGAGGUCACUUUUAAUCUGAGCUGCUGCCAGAAAACAGAAUCACAAUUUAUCAUUACUAUCACGUUUAUCUUCAAAAAAUGCACACAAUUCUCCAAUGUUUUUUGUUUUGUUCUAAAUGUUUGUCUGAAACAUUAGUAGGCCCAAUUUAGGAACUAAAUCGAUAUUUAAGCAAUAUCACAUGAGAGGGAGUGAUGCUGAUAUUCAGUACUGUUCAGAAGUGUGAUAUUGCUUCUAACAACAGUUCUACAAGCGCCAUCAGUAAUUGUUUGUAGUAGUUCAUUCAUUUUUUCAGUCAUGUUUCAAAGAGUAGAAUUCAGUUAUGUCAAUAAACAUUUGCAACAGCUUGUAAAAUGAUUUAUUUUAUUUGUCACUACAACAGUAUAAAUGCAGAAAGAAAACUCAUGAAAGUAUAUAUUUUCUCUGCACAUUUUUUAUAAAACAAAUGAAAACCUUUAAAUCCUUCCUUCAGUUUCUGAAAUU
Molecule: messenger RNA, 2710 nt
Organism: Larimichthys crocea (large yellow croaker)
Lineage: Eukaryota; Metazoa; Chordata; Actinopteri; Sciaenidae
Product: N-acetyllactosaminide beta-1,3-N-acetylglucosaminyltransferase 3-like
Exons: 2
Coding region: 78-1199 (373 amino acids)
Biological process (GO): poly-N-acetyllactosamine biosynthetic process; protein O-linked glycosylation
Cellular component (GO): Golgi membrane
Molecular function (GO): UDP-glycosyltransferase activity; hexosyltransferase activity
Source: RefSeq, a predicted model, not a curated record